Phragmites australis (common reed) is the source of this 450-nucleotide messenger RNA. RefSeq lists its product as uncharacterized. The coding region runs from base 1 to 450 and encodes 149 amino acids. The record is from RefSeq and is a predicted model, not a curated record. NCBI's taxonomy places the organism in Eukaryota, Viridiplantae, Streptophyta, Magnoliopsida, Poales, Poaceae. The transcript is spliced from 2 exons.
AUGGGGUCUAAGAAACCAGAAGCAAGCAGGAGGUCUGAUAAGACCCCAAGCCCGCUCCCAAUAGAGGGUGCUGCGGCACAGACACCGCUCCCAAUAGAGGACGUACCAGCACAAGAUGGGGCGGAUCCGUCAGAAGUCACAAUUGCCAGCGUCACGGCCGCCCCCGUGCCCAGCAUCUCUGCCUCAGGCACCUACGCCCCAGAGCCGAGCCUCUACGCCUCAGGUAACUCCACCCCAGAGCCAAGCCUCUCCUCCUCAGGCAGCAUCGACCACGCGCCCAGCAUCUCUGCCUCAGGCACCUACGCCCCAGAGCCGAGCCUCUACGCCUUAGGCAACUCUGCCCCAGAGCCAAGCCUCUCCUCCUCAGGCAGCUUCGCCCUCACGCCCAAUAUCUCCGCCUCAUGCAUCUUCGCAUCAUGCUUCACCGUCUCUGGCAUAUUCAUCACCUGA